Messenger RNA from Nezara viridula (southern green stink bug), 10358 nucleotides. The record is from the annotation of a GenBank genome assembly. Lineage: Eukaryota; Metazoa; Arthropoda; Insecta; Hemiptera; Pentatomidae.
AAAACUAAUUAAAAUGAUAGGAUUGAUUGAAGAUAAGUUGGUUGAGGUAUUCAGUCAAAAAUAAACAGAUUAGAUGAUAUUUAUUUUUAUAUUUACUGACAUUUCUCGGCCCAAAGUUCAGGGCUAAGAUCAGAUAAAAACAUGAGAAACUAUAAACUUAUGAAAAAUAAAUAUAGAAAGUAUGAGAAAAAUAAUAGUAAAAGAGAGAAACUUAUGAAUUUUCGACAAAUAUAAAAAUUAAUAUAAUUUCUUUAUUUCUAACUGAACACCCCAACCUACUUCUUCAAUUAUUCAUUACAGUCAACUAUCAUACCAGUAUUAUAAAAUUGGAGGUGCCUGUAUUAUUUUUUUCUGGGGACAUACCCUAUUAUUAACUUAGAUUUUUUAAUAUCAAUAUUAAAUCAGGUCUGUAUCUAUCAGUGUGGGUUGCUUCCUGUGGAUUGACUGACCUCCCCUACCAAGGGAGCCUAUAGCAAGAUGCUGCAUCGAAAUGGCUAUCUGUGACCAGGGCUUCAGACUACUUGACUUAUUAAUUAAAGAAAACUAGAAUUUACUAUUUAAGAAUAUUGGUAUUAAAUAUAUGAAGCUUUCAAAUGUGAAAGGUUAAAUUUAAUAUGAAAUACUCUAAAUCUAUUAAUUGUAUUUGUUUUAUUCCUUUUGAGAGAUUAACUUAUUUUAUAUCAUCUUGAUUCUACUUUUACAAAGACCACAAAGAAAAUAUAUAUCAGGUACUAGAAGAGAUUCUAAUCUGACAGAAAACGCUAAAUUAAAAAAAAAAAAUUUAACUCCAUAUUUUUUCUCUUAAAUAUGAAGGUGAGUAAGAAAUGCAAUGGUAAAAACAAAAUAUUUAAACUGAAAAAUUUAGAAUAAUGUAAUGAAUUAUUAGGUGGGAUGUUGUUAGACAGUGAAAUGACUAAUCCAGAAAUUGAAACCACUUUCACUGAAGGUAGCUUCAAGACACCUUGACCUUGGGACAGAAUACUACUGAUAUACCCCGGGCAGAAGCUCCUUUAUUCAAUCCUAUAACAACUUUUAAUAUUAUAAAAAACUGAAUAAAUAAAAGGUUUUAGGCUUUGUUUAUAACAACAAUUAACCAAUUUUGUAACUUUCUAGACGAUACUACAACUGUCACACAUUGGGUGGGGGUCGCUUGGAUAAAUAAACUCAUGUGUUUGUUGACGUCAUGGUACCACGUGCUAUGCUCCAAGCUCCGCCCCCAAACAGCGGUUUCAAUCCAACCCGGGCUGGAUAGUUGUAAUAUAUCAAAAAUUCAAUAUUAACCUUGAAUAUACAUUCUACAGAUAUUUUUAUAAUGUUUUAAACUGACAUUGCCGAUUAGUGAUAUCAGUCACCUAUCGUGAUAAAGCCGACAAGUGUCAUUGAUAAUUAGAAGUUUGUAAACAGUGCGGUUCGAUACGUUGAUGCAUUAAUAAAAUUUACUUAUGAAUACUUCUUCACCCUUUAAACUCACUCGUAUUGUCAUUCAACCGAGUAAACCAAAACAGGAUAUGAAUGAAAAACCGAACGUAAACAGAUUCCUAGAAUGGUGGUGUUAACUUAUCGAUUUUACACUCAACUUGCAAUCUGACUCGUAGUUCUCAGCUAGAAUCAUCGUAAUGGAUACAGUUCAUUUUCCCCACAUAUCAGCUGAUAUUCUAUAGAUAAUUCUGGAUAAUUGCGAAACGAGGAAGUUUGAUAUUGUCAAACAAAACCAUCUUAGCUCCCACUAUAAUAUGGUAUCUCCACUUUCUUCUGAGAGGAUUCUGAUUCCAUGGAUUCAUAAAAGAUUUAAAAACUUAAAAGUUAGGAGUAUAUACAACCAGAUUAAUUAUUAUGAGAGAAGAAUUGAUAACUAACUGUGAGACUGAGUAACUAAGUGCAAAUAGAGAAAUGGCAGUACCAUUCCAAGAAGUGGCACAUAUCCAUAGGGACACAGCUUCUAUGGUUGGAAAAUCCUUCGCACAACCAGCUCCUCCUGUAGGACCCCCUGGUGCUCCUGCGGGAGGUGGGGCCCCACCAGGUCCUGUUGGAGUCCCUCCGGGAGCAAUUGCUCUAAUUCCACCUCAGCCUCCUCAUCAACCUCCAGAUUUGCCCAUGUUCACCUGUCCACGUAGGCCUAAUCUUGGCCGAGAAGGUCGACCUAUAGUGCUUCGUGCAAAUCACUUCCAAAUAACUAUGCCUCGAGGUUUCGUACAUCAUUAUGAAAUCAGUAUACAACCUGAUAAGUGUCCCCGUAAGGUCAACAGGGAAAUCAUUGAAACCAUGGUCCAUGCUUAUUCCAAAAUUUUUGGAAACCUGAAACCUGUCUUUGAUGGUAGAAGUAAUCUUUAUACUAGAGAUCCACUACCAAUUGGCAAUGAUAGGAUGGAACUUGAGGUCACAUUGCCAGGGGAAGGAAAAGACCGUGUUUUUAGAGUAGCUAUAAAAUGGAUGGCACAAGUUUCAUUAUUUGCUUUGGAAGAAGCACUAGAAGGAAGGACUCGGCAAAUUCCGUAUGAUGCGAUAAUGGCCCUGGAUGUUGUAAUGAGGCACUUGCCCUCAAUGACAUACACCCCAGUGGGAAGGUCUUUCUUUUCAAGUCCCGACGGUUACUACCAUCCUCUUGGAGGUGGUCGUGAAGUAUGGUUUGGAUUCCAUCAGUCCGUCAGGCCUUCUCAAUGGAAGAUGAUGCUUAAUAUUGAUGUGUCAGCCACUGCAUUUUAUAAAGCUCAGCCUGUUAUCGAAUUUAUGUGUGAAGUGUUAGACAUAAGGGAUAUCAAUGAGCAACGAAAACCUUUAACAGAUUCUCAAAGGGUUAAGUUUACUAAAGAAAUAAAAGGAUUAAAAAUUGAAAUUACUCAUUGUGGAACUAUGAGGAGGAAGUACAGAGUCUGCAAUGUUACAAGAAGACCUGCCCAAAUGCAGUCGUUUCCAUUACAGUUGGAGAAUGGGCAGACUGUUGAAUGUACAGUUGCUAAGUAUUUCUUAGAUAAAUAUAAAAUGAAAUUAAGGUAUCCUCAUUUACCUUGUCUUCAAGUUGGUCAGGAGCACAAGCACACAUAUCUACCUCUAGAGGUUUGUAACAUUGUGGCUGGGCAGAGAUGCAUUAAGAAGCUGACUGAUAUGCAGACAUCAACUAUGAUUAAAGCUACCGCCAGGUCAGCGCCUGAUCGGGAAAGAGAGAUUAACAACCUUGUUAGGAGAGCAGAUUUUAAUAACGACGCCUAUGUCCAAGAAUUUGGACUGGCGAUAUCUAACAAUAUGAUGGAAGUUAGAGGUAGGGUUCUGCCACCACCAAAGCUACAAUAUGGCGGGCGGGCACCAAACCUCCCAAGUCAGCUCCAGGAAUACCAAGGCAUGUUGUCUGCAAAACAACAAGCACUUCCCAACCAGGGAGUAUGGGACAUGCGUGGCAAACAAUUUUUCACUGGUGUUGAAAUAAGGGUCUGGGCGAUCGCUUGUUUUGCACCUCAAAGGACAGUUAGAGAAGAUGCUCUCAGAAACUUCACUCAACAAUUGCAAAAAAUUAGUAAUGAUGCUGGAAUGCCAAUAAUAGGCCAACCUUGCUUCUGUAAAUACGCCACUGGUCCAGAUCAGGUAGAGCCUAUGUUUCGUUACCUGAAGUCUUCCUUCCAAGCAUUACAGCUUGUUGUGGUGGUGCUUCCGGGAAAAACUCCAGUUUAUGCUGAAGUGAAGAGGGUUGGAGAUACAGUUUUAGGUAUGGCGACCCAAUGUGUUCAGGCAAAAAAUGUAAAUAAAACUUCCCCACAAACACUCUCCAAUCUUUGCCUUAAAAUCAAUGUUAAGCUUGGAGGCAUUAACAGCAUUCUUGUUCCCAGCAUCAGGCCGAAGGUUUUCAACGAACCUGUAAUAUUUCUCGGAGCUGAUGUUACUCACCCACCUGCUGGAGAUAACAAAAAGCCUUCAAUAGCAGCUGUUGUAGGUUCCAUGGAUGCUCAUCCUAGUCGAUAUGCUGCUACUGUUAGAGUUCAGCAACAUCGUCAAGAAAUAAUUCAGGAAUUAUCCUCCAUGGUCAGAGAACUUUUGAUAAUGUUUUACAAAAGUACCGGUGGCUACAAGCCUCAUAGAAUUAUUCUGUAUCGAGAUGGUGUUUCAGAAGGUCAAUUUUUACAUGUUUUGCAACAUGAGUUGACAGCUAUAAGAGAAGCUUGCAUUAAGUUAGAAGGAGAUUAUAAACCUGGAAUAACUUUUAUUGUAGUCCAAAAGAGACAUCAUACAAGAUUAUUCUGUGCUGACAAGAAAGAACAAAGUGGUAAGUCUGGAAAUAUACCAGCUGGUACCACAGUAGAUGUGGGAAUUACCCAUCCAACUGAAUUCGACUUCUAUCUUUGUAGCCAUCAAGGUAUUCAGGGCACCAGCCGGCCAAGUCAUUAUCAUGUUUUAUGGGAUGACAACCAUUUUGAUUCUGAUGAACUGCAAUGCUUAACUUAUCAGUUGUGCCAUACAUAUGUGAGGUGUACACGUUCAGUAUCUAUACCUGCUCCUGCCUAUUAUGCCCAUCUUGUGGCAUUUAGAGCUAGGUACCAUCUUGUUGAGAAAGAGCAUGACAGCGGUGAGGGUUCUCACCAGUCAGGCUGCAGUGAAGACCGGACACCUGGCGCAAUGGCACGAGCUAUUACCGUUCAUGCAGAUACAAAGAAAGUUAUGUACUUCGCAUAACCUAAGUUGCGAGAAAACUUCCUGCCAUGUGGGAUUCUAGGAACCAGCCAGCUAUUAUUCAAUGGUCUCUUGAAUUGUUUAUCUUCUUUUGAAGAGGUUUUAUCGCUGUGUUGGUCGUCCUAUUUAUUAAGAUUUCUAAUAUUAAGCUAAUUAUUGUAUGAUUAAGGAACCUAUAAAACUAAAAAAACAGUGAUAGUUAUAUUUUCAUAAGAGUCAAAUGAAAACACUGAUUCAUAUUUCUUAAGUCAAAUUUCACUAGUUGGAAGAAAACUAAUGGAGGAAAGCUGCCGUUUAAAGAUAAGUCUUCUUUAGCUGGUGCACAAGUCUAGGCAUGUAAAUAGGUAUAGGGCUGUCAAGAGAGAUAAGCGAAGUAACCUAUAUUAAUUAGUAGAUAAGUUUUAACUUGUUCCAUUUUGCUUGUUUUUUUUUUUUUUAUAUAUUUAUUUUCUAUUUCUCUCUUUAUUUCUCUCUUAAGCCAAGGUAUCCAAGUCAGCUAUUAUUUGAUAUUCUAGCUAGCUAUUAUUCUUUUAAUUUAAGAGGAUGAAUAUACCAAAUGGUUGUGUAGUCAUGUCUCCAGGCGAAGUACUAAAGUCAGCUUUAAGUUAGAACAGGUCUGUGGUGAUUUAGUGUGCUCACUUAGUCGUACUUAAAAAUUUUAAUCUGCGGAAUGAAACAAUGCAAAAGAAUUGUUAUUUUUAAUUUUGUUCAUAUUAAUGUUAUUAAUUUUUUAUUUACAAAGAUGGAUUUGACCUGUACUUGUUAUUUGUUAGAUUUUAACAUUUGAUGAAUUUUUAUUUUAUUUUUCUUUUCUUUUUACUUGAUUAUUUAUUAUUAUGUACACGAUUUUCACAACUUUAAGAAAUGCUGGUAUUAUUUUCUUAAUGAGCUACGAUUCUGUUUUAAAAAUUGUAUUUGCUUAUAUUAUUUAGAAAGCUGUCUUUUUUUAAUUAUUUAAUUUUAUAUAUAUAUAUAUAUAUAUUUUUUUUUUUUUUUUUUUUUUUUGUAAGGUAUUUUUAUGAUCUUAAUUCUAUAAUCUAUUUGUCAUUUGACAACACAAAAUGAAAUAUUUGUUAAUUUGUUUUUUAUUAAAUUUUUAUGAGCUUGUUAUUAUAUAAUGCUCAUGUUAUGUGCUUAUAUAGGAAAGAUAAAAAAUCUCAUUAGUUAGGUUUUCAUAAAGAUUCGGGACCUGCAAUAAAUUACUAAGUUUCAAAGUGACAUUAACUUAACCCUUUAAGGUCAAUUAUAAACAACAGACUAUUUAUUACUAUUUAUAUCUAUGGUUUGUACACUGAGAGGGGGAAAAAAAUGAUAUUUAUUUUUUGUCCUACGAUUCAUGGUUAAUUAGUGAUCAUAUGUUAUUCAUAUGGAUUAAACAUUUCUAUUUUUAUAUAUGAAUCUGAAUUAUAGCAGAAGAUAUUUCAUCCUCUUGCGUUUAUUAUAGCUUAGAUUUAAUGUUGCUAUGGGUGUGUGUAAGUUCAUGUCUGUGUGUGUGUGUGUUCCAUUAGCCUGAAAGGGUUAUGAAUAAAAUUCUUAGUUAUAUUUUCAUAUUCUUCUAUAAAAGCAACCCUUUAUUUUCCUAGGGAUUCCAGUAAAAUUAGGUGCAUCUUUAUUCUUCUCCAAAACAUCCAGUUAAUGGCUGAUUGAUAAUUAUAAUUAAUUGAUAGGGUUUAGAAGUUGGCUGAUGCAAAUUUUUUACGAUGUUUUCCGCUCCUAUGGUUAGACUCAACUAAAUUUCAAGAAUGAAUCAACUUUUUUUUUCCCUCUUAGUCUACUUAGGUCAUUUGUAUUAUCAUUUUAUAAACCAGACUCACCUCAAUUGUUAAGGUAGAAUCAAUUGAAGUCAACUACUAUUCACAUAAAUAUUUCCAUUGUUUAAAAUGUAUUUAUUUUAUUUAUGUAUAAAUACAGAUUUAUCUAUUGAAUAAUUUGUAUACUCAUCUUAUUAUGUACUAAGUAUUUAUAUAUGAUUAUUAGUUUAAAUUUACUAGUAUAACCUGAAGAAAAAAAUGUUGAUUUAAUUAAUUUUUAUUUUCAUUAAUUUAAUUUUUUAAAUAUUUAACUGACUUCAAUUAUUGUACUUCCAUUGUAUUUUAAAAGCACCAAAAGCCAGUCUCAAAUUAAGCCAUAACAUUUCAAUAUGUAUAAUGCACAAAUGCAGACUUAAAAGAUAUCUGUAGGAUUAAUUAAUUAUAAUAGGAGACAACUAUUUUAUGAGAGAUUGUAUCUUCAAUGUGCCACUGUAUUUGAUCAGUACAUUCCUUAAUAAGUCGUUCUAAAAGUAAUUUUUUUAUCAUAUUCUAAAAUUUAUUCAAAAAACCUUUACUAUUUAAGGUUACAAAAUUUGUUGGGCUGUUUCUAUGGAUACACCAAAUAUACUUUAUAAGAAGCAUUUAAAAUGCGACUAUAGUUAAGAAUGUUAUAUAUAUAUUAAUAAUCUAUUGUACCUUAUUUAUAUUAAUCAUAUAUAUUUUAUUUAAUGAUGAUGCCGAGGACUAUUGCUUAAAACGAGUUGCAAUUGACAAAGGGGAAACAACCGAGACCUAAUCUUAGUUUAUAGUAAAAAUAUGAUUCGAGGUAUAGUCUAUAUUAAAUUAUAGGGAAUUAGCAAUUUAAUUAUUUGCCCCAUUGACAUUGAAUAUUCGGAAAAUUUUAUUAUAAAAGUGUAGCUCUAUAUUAAAUUAGAAUAGUGAUUUUGAAAACUAUAUCCAAUAUACCCUGUGUAUCUGUGCCUUGGGACGUGGAUUAACUGUCUAUAAUUUAUUUCUAUGCUGUUAUAUAUCUGAUAUGUUAUAAAAUUGUCUCUCGUAUCUCAAUAAUCCAAAAAUGAGCUUGUCCAAUCAAAUCGAACAUUAAUAUGGUAAUAUUUUAAGAUUAAUUUUUUUGUGGGUAUGUUAGCAUGUUUUAUUAGCAGAGCCUGAAUAUUUAUGAAUUAUAUCAUAAAUUUACAAUCGAAAAUCUAAAUUUUGAAAUGAUGUAGCCCAUAUGUCCAGUUAGUUUUUGUUUAAUAUUAGUUAAGAAAGCAUUAAUUAAAUUUAAACAUAAAUCUUUUCUCCAAUUGUUAUAAAUAAUGAGUUUUCAAAAGUAUGGAAGAAAAUAAGAUAAAACCAGUGUAAUCCGUAAUGGAAAUUAAAAAUAAUUAAGUUUCUUUUUUUUUUUUUUUUUUUACUAUUCCAAACUCAAAAAAACUUAAUUAAUUUAAAAACUUAAAUUAAAAACAAAACUUAAAUGAGAAAUGAAGACUUUUCUUAAUUUUUAAAAAACAAUAAAAAAUAAAAUUAUGCAUGUUAAUAAUUUUUGAAAAUUAAUCAAUAGGAACAGAUUUGGAAUUUUUUUGAAUAGUUAUGCAAUAAAAUUAAUACCUAAACACAUUUAAUAUACUAAUUUUCAUAUUUUGUUUGUUCAAAUUACUAAGUUUUAGCUUUUUUUUCUCUCUAAAAGUAUUUGAGAUCUUUUAACAUCAAUUGAUGUGGCAUACCACUGAAUACAAUCUGUGAGAAAUUUCUUAUGUGCUUUAAAUUUGUUGACUAGCUUUUAUUUUUUUGUCUUUGUAAAUGAAGCCAUACUCAGAUAAAAAACAUUUUCUUAUUUAAAAAAAAUACAGUUUUUAUCAAAUACUUAUCUUCUAAAAAUACCUAUUACGUUGAUUUAAAAAAAAAAAAAAAGUAAACAUCUAUGUAUGUUUUACAUAAAUAUCUGGCUUUUGAUAAUAAAACAGGCUUUAGUUUUAUGUGACAUGUUUUAUUAGUAUAUGCAAAUAAGAUGUUAUUAGUUAUUAAAACUAAAUGAAUCUAUCCAUUUUGUUUAUUGUUGUUAUAAAGCACAGUAUAGCAAUAUAGAUUAAUUUAUUUUUAAAAAUCUAUUGGACUGUAUAUGUGGUGGUAUUACUUAUUCAUAUUAUUUCAACUUAUGAAUUAAGAACAUGAUUAGAUGGCCACAUUUAGUUUUAAGUUGAUUGAAGUAAUUAUUUAGAAGAGAUAGCCUUCCUUUCAUUUCAUGGGCCUUCCUUUCCGAUUAGUUGGUAUUAAGUGUAGUCGAUAGAUUUAUUUAUAGUUAAAAGGCACUACUGCUAGGACUAUUAUAGUUAAAUGAUACAGUACACUCUCACUAAUCUGAUGCAGAUGUGGUAGCUUCAGAUUGAGUCAAGUGUUAGAUUAUUAUUAAAACUAAUCAGUUGUAUAAUUAGAAAUUCUUAAUGACAAAAAAAAAUGUUACACCUCAAUCUUGCCUACCAUUUUCUGAAAAUUAAGGACUGUUGCCGGGACCGAUAACAGAGGGAGUACUGUACUGUUACUAUAAGUAUCUUAUAAAAUCAUUUUAUAUGCUUACCUCCUAUAUGACUGAUUCACCUCUUAACACAUUUCUGUUAUGCUUCUUUAGGAGGUUAUAUUCAAAGGAUAGUUUGAUUAUUUUUUAUUCCAGAGUAUUUAAAAAGAUCUCACUAUUUUAGCACUCCUUUCAUAAUUUGUUUACUCAAAUCGUUGUCUACUUUUUACAUAUAUCAAAAGCUGUUCUCAUUUUUAAUAACAAUAUUGUAUAUUAAAAUUUUGUCUUGUAUGUACUUGAAAAAUUUUGUGUACUUUUUUUUUCCAAAACUUUAUAGUGGAUCUUUUUUAUUGAAUCUUAAUAUAUAUUUAAAUCAUUAUCUUUGAAAGAAUAGAAAUAUAAUUGCAAAAGAGGUUUGUAAAGAACAAAGUCAAUAUUCUAUAUAUAUAUAUAAAUUUUACUCUACUAAAUCUUGAUAUCAACAUAAAAAAAAUCCAUAUUCUUAUGUAAUUAAUUUUUAGAUUAGAAACUUAUUAAAGGUUUGAUAUAUGUAUAUGACUUUCGGUAGGCAGAAAUUUUGUAUUGUGUUUGUUUUGGUGAACUGAUAGUUAAAAAUUGAUGUAAGUAGGUUCUGCCAUAUGUUACUUAUUUGAAAGGAAGUUGACUUAUAAGCUUUUAAGGAAUGAAGUAUGGCUGGCCUAUUUAUACACUCCAGAUUAUGCUGAAUAAUUGCUAUUUUUCAAUAACUACAAAGAAAUACUUUGAAAAGUUGAUUACUUUAAAUUACCUUAAUGUUUUUUUUUUUAAAUUAACGUGUGUAAUAAUCAGGGAAUGGCUUUAUGGUAGUAUCAGUACCAUGGUUAGGUUGAGUUAGUUGUUUUAAGACUUUAAUGUGUAGUUGCAUCAUGGUUGUCAGAUAAUCAGGGUUCCUUUUUUAGUACCUCUCGAAUGAGAAAGAAUAGUCAAGUUUUAGUAGAGUGUCACUUAUUUAUGAAGUAGUUAUAAAUUAUUGAUAAAUAUUUUCUCAGAUGAUCCCACGUUACUUUAAAUAUAUUCAUUCAUUUGUUUAUUCAUCUAAGCUGUGUGCGUAUUUGUACUUUAGACAUACAUGGAUCUAUCUGUUUAGGAUAGUCUUGAGCUGACAUUUGAUACAUGAUUAAUAUUUUAUUAAAUAUAACUAACGUCAAACAAACCGAAUAAAAUUUACUGAGUAAUAUAUGUAAGGCAAUUUGUAAUCAGUAUUUUUUUUAAAUAAUCGAAAUGAAUGUCCAAUUUUUAAAACAAAAAGAUGAAUUAUUAGAAUUUAAAUAUGAUUAUUUCAGUUGAAAAUAUAUUUCUAAAUCGUUUUUAAAAUGACAUAUUUUUUUUAGUGUUGCAUUUCUUGUAAUUAUCAAUGUGAAUAUGUAAUUAAGAAUAAAUAAAAUUGCAGGCUAAAU